Aspergillus candidus is the source of this 584-nucleotide messenger RNA. RefSeq names its product mitochondrial 54S ribosomal protein uL30m. Gene Ontology annotation, biological process: translation. Gene Ontology annotation, molecular function: structural constituent of ribosome. Lineage: Eukaryota; Fungi; Ascomycota; Eurotiomycetes; Eurotiales; Aspergillaceae. The coding region runs from base 261 to 545 and encodes 94 amino acids. Gene Ontology annotation, cellular component: large ribosomal subunit; mitochondrion. The record is from RefSeq and is a predicted model, not a curated record. The transcript has a single exon.
CUUCUCUUGUUCCACGACCAUACAACAAUCGAUCCCACCAACAACAAAACCACAACCGAUACAAGUCCUACCAAUCCAACACAAAGAGCACACCUCCAACCGCACCCGCGAAACCCAUCAAUCCGUCAUCCCCAUCAAAGUCAAACCUCGAAUCCUCAAAUCAAUCAAUCUCCGCCGCAAAGCCCGGGGGUGGGAAACAACACACCCCAACCGCAACCAAACCUCUUCAAAAAAAAAAAAAAAGGAGCAAUCCUACCAAAAUGAACUUCUUCCGCAUAACCCUCACCCGCUCCGCAAUCGGUCUCCCGCGGCGAACAACAGACGUCCUCAAAUCACUCGGUCUCAAAAAGCGCAUGGGCACAGUCUUCCACCCCGUGUCGCAGGACAUCGCGGGCAAGAUCAUGCGCGUGAAGGAACUGGUCGAGGUCCGCGAGGUGCAGGAGCGGUUAACGCGGAAGCAGAUCCAUCUGGAGCGCAAGCCGGACCCGGGAUAUUAUGUUGAGAAGAGGUCGACUGCGGAGUUCCUGGAGCAGAGAGGGCAAUAGAUUGUUUCUUUUUUCUCUUUUCUAUUUGGUAUAGUGGAU